UCUGAUGGAAAAGUGCCUCAGUAAAAUCAGUACAGAUUUUAUAUGACGUGUCAGUUGGUAGAUCUACAAUAUUCAACCCUCUGCCUCUCUGAAGAUUCCACUAAUUUUGCUGAAUUCUAAACUAAAAUGAAGUAUCUAGUCACAGAAUUUCUGUUCAUUUUGAGCUGGAGUCUCACCUCUUCUCUCUAUUUUCAUCAGGGGGAGAAAGAAGAAAAGUGUAUCAUAGAGGACAUUCCAGGUGAUACCCUCGUUACAGGACAUUACAAAAUCCAAUCGUUGGAUUUGGCCACACAAAAUUUUCUUCCUUCUGCUCCAGGUUUGGGGAUGUUUGUGAAUGUCAAAGGUCCAGAUGGGCAGGUUUUGUUGCAUAAAUUGUACGGGUCGGAGAGUCGUUUUACAUUUCAGUCACACUCUCAAGGGGAGCACCAUAUCUGCCUCAUGUCCAACUCCACCAAAAUAGCUGUGUUUGCUGGGAACAAACUGCGCAUAAAUCUGGAUGUUCAAGUUGGUGAACAGGCCAUUGACGAGUCUCUUGAAGAAACUAAAGACACGAUGAAUGAAGUGAAGGAAAGAAUGCUGCAUUUGCUAAACCAGAUGCAAUAUAUCAGCAGACAGCAGGAUUACCAGAGGUCACGUGAAGAAGAAUUUCGUCAAAUAAAUGAAGAAACUAACAGCAGCGUCUUAUGGUGGGCCAUUUUUCAAACCGUUAUCCUCCUCUCAAUGGGAGCUUGGCAAAUGAGGCAGAUGAAAAAUUUCUUGAUAGCCAAGAAACUAGUAUGAAUUUAUGGCCAAUGUUUAUAUCACAAUUGAUACUUUAUCUGGAUAUUAUUGAAUAGUUGGUAGUGGACUUUGCCAAACAGCAAUUGAUUGCUGUCUUUCCUACUUUACAACAGUGAAUAAAAUUCAGAAGCACUUAAUGCAUUUUAAAGCAUGUUGGAAUGCCAUGGACUUGUGAAUGACAUUAUACAAAUGUAAGUCUUUAUCUUUCAUUACCAGAUCUAGUAGUCACUGCUGAGACCUUGUUGUAGGAUGAUCAAAGUUAUCAAUAAGUAUGUGAUUUUAGAAAAGACAAGCUGGACUAACCGUUCUACAUUCAGAAAAUAAAGGCAUGAAAAUAGAAAAAAAAAUUUAUAAAGAAGUAAAGAAAAUGUUUUUAAUGAAAUAAUCAAGCAGAAAUAUUUGCUUGUGAACGUAUAGAUUAAAUAAGAUUGGUAUUAAAGCUGAAAAAUCAGACCAAUUAUGUGAACCACCCUCAUCUUUUAAACGUUAGGAUGAUAAAAUUAAAGCAAAGCAUAAAGUGUUUGCAAAGAACUGAAGAUUUUUAAUCAACAGGUUGUUUUAAAAUGGGUGUAAAGUUUGGUGUCACUUCAGCGAAGUUGGAAAUUAGCAAUCUGUAGCCACAAUAUUCUCUAACAUGGGAUAGACAGCAGAGUGCAGCUGCUUGGUUUUUGUGCUAAUUGGCCUUCAACACCUGUUCCAGUCAAGAAAUUUAACACAAAGAUUAAAUUCCUUGCGAGCUCUGGAUUUUAUCCCAGAUUGCCAGGUGGUGGUUGGAAUCUGAAUGCAAAUUAAAUAUUUUCAAUAAAACAAUCCUUUAGCUGAA
This is a messenger RNA of Rhincodon typus (whale shark), 1603 nucleotides long. RefSeq names its product transmembrane emp24 domain-containing protein 11-like. Gene Ontology annotation, cellular component: Golgi apparatus; endoplasmic reticulum-Golgi intermediate compartment; endoplasmic reticulum. The coding region runs from base 127 to 780 and encodes 217 amino acids. The transcript is spliced from 5 exons. Lineage: Eukaryota; Metazoa; Chordata; Chondrichthyes; Orectolobiformes; Rhincodontidae. Gene Ontology annotation, biological process: intracellular protein transport; endoplasmic reticulum to Golgi vesicle-mediated transport; Golgi organization. The record is from RefSeq and is a predicted model, not a curated record.